GGUGUUUGCAGCGAGGAACAAGACGAAAACCUAGGGCUACGAAGUUCUCCACUAAGUAUCUUCAAUGGCGACUAUUGUGGUAACAUCGGAGGAAGAUCCGGCGCUUUCUAUUGUUCGUUUCACGUCGGAACUUGCUUGGGCUGAUGCCGGACCGGAGGUUGCAGAGCCACAAGUUGCUAGAUUAUGCAUGGAGGCUCAAGAAUGCAUAGUAAUGGGUAGAUGGUUGGACUUGGCUUCUCUUAUGCUUACUUCAGCAGACUUGAUAUUUUCAAAGGUGUCUGAAAAAGAUCUUGAGUGCAUAUUCACCAUUAUCUGUAGCCUUGUCACAAAACCUGAAAGUCUGGAUGAAGCGUUGGAGAUGGCAAAGCUUAUAUCCGCAAAAGUUACCCAACAGGCAAACGACAAGCCUGCAUUACGCUUGAAGAUCUUAUUCAAUCUGUACAAUCUGUUGGAGAAUCCAUAUAGCAAGUUCUAUGUUUACAUGAAGGCCCUUAAUUUGGCUGUCAAUGGCAAAGCCACUGAACACAUUAUACCUUCAUUCAAAAAGAUGGAUAGCUUCGUGAAAGAAUGGAAUAUUGGGACCUUUGAUCAGAGAGAGCUCUUUCUUACCAUCUCUAAUAUAUUAAAAGAACACAAAAACUCUGCAAAGGAUUCAUUUUCCUUCCUGACCAAGUACUUGACGACUUUUUCGGGUGAGGAUGCAUAUACAAUGAGUGAAGCUAAGGAGGAAGCAGUGCGUGCUAUUGUAGAGUUUGUGAAGGCACCGGAUAUGUUUCAGAGUGAUUUGUUAGACAUGCCUGCUGUGGGGCAGCUGGAGAAGGAUGGCAAAUAUUCAUUGGUAUAUCAGCUGCUGAAGAUUUUUCUCACACACAGGCUGGAUGCCUACUUAGAUUUCCAUGCAGCAAAUUCCACUUUACUGAAAAGCUAUGGUCUAGUCCAUGAAGACUGUAUAGCAAAGAUGAGGUUGAUGACGCUGGCUGAUCUUGGCUCUAACCAUGGAGAGAUUCCAUAUGAUCUCAUCAAAGACACACUUCGGGUCAAUGAUGAUGAGGUGGAAUUGUGGGUUGUGAAGGCAAUAACUGUAAAACUGCUUGACUGUAAGAUGGACCAGAUGAACCAAGUAGUAAUUGUAAAUCGCUGUACGGAGCGUGUGUUUGGGCUGCAUCAAUGGUUAGCACUUCGAUCCAAACUCACAUCAUGGAGGGGUAAUAUUGCAAAUGUUAUAAACACCGUCCAAGCUAACAAGGGAACUGAAGAUGGCACACAGGCAAUGCAAGGUCUUGCAAUUCGUUGAGAAAAUUUCUGGUCGAAGGCUGUUGGUUUUUGAUAUCUGCUUUAACCCUAAAGCUGUCGAAUUUUGAUAUCGGAUUUACCCCUUUUUUUGGGUCAUAGAUGAGUUCUUGACUAUUUAUUGUACUAAUUUCCAUUUGUAGUUUCGAGCUGUCUAAAUAUUGCUGA
Molecule: messenger RNA, 1458 nt
Organism: Telopea speciosissima
Lineage: Eukaryota; Viridiplantae; Streptophyta; Magnoliopsida; Proteales; Proteaceae
Product: eukaryotic translation initiation factor 3 subunit M-like
Exons: 10
Coding region: 65-1294 (409 amino acids)
Biological process (GO): cytoplasmic translational initiation
Cellular component (GO): eukaryotic translation initiation factor 3 complex; cytoplasm
Molecular function (GO): translation initiation factor activity
Source: RefSeq, a predicted model, not a curated record